This is a messenger RNA of Rhodotorula toruloides NP11, 1272 nucleotides long. Its product is annotated as tryptophanyl-trna synthetase. Lineage: Eukaryota; Fungi; Basidiomycota; Microbotryomycetes; Sporidiobolales; Sporidiobolaceae. The record is from RefSeq and is a predicted model, not a curated record. Gene Ontology annotation, biological process: mitochondrial tryptophanyl-tRNA aminoacylation. Bases 1 to 1272 code for a protein of 423 amino acids. Gene Ontology annotation, molecular function: ATP binding; tryptophan-tRNA ligase activity. The transcript is spliced from 6 exons. Gene Ontology annotation, cellular component: mitochondrion; mitochondrial matrix.
AUGAAGUUGGCUUCCUCGACCUCGCUCAACAUGGCUGGGAUGGCUGGAGCGGCUCAGCGAAGAGCGCUGCGAGCUUUCUUGAGCCAGUCUGGCGCGCCACGAAGCUACUCGACCGCUCCCACGCCCCCUGCUCCUCCCCCUCCUCCUGCUACUUCCACGAGCGAACCUACUUCCGCCCAACCAGCUCGCAAGAAGCGAGUCGUCUUCUCGGGUAUCCAGCCCACGGGCGUCCCACACAUCGGGAACCACCUCGGGGCCCUCGCGCAGUGGCAGAGGCUGGUCAGGGAGGUCGCAGCGCAGCCUGAGAAGUCGCGUGAUGAGCUGUACUUUUCGGUCGUGGGCAUGCACGCCCUGACGGUCCCGCAGGACCCCAUCCGGCUACGACAAGAACGACGAGACAUGUUUGCUGUCUUGCUCGCCCUCGGUCUUACGGAUCCAAAGGCGGGAGCGGCGGUCUUUCACCAGGACCAGGUGCUCGAACACGGCGAGUUGGCGUGGUACCUCAACACGGUUACGCCUGUGAACCGACUGAUGCGGAUGACGACCUGGAAGUCGAAACUCGUUACGCUGCGCAACGCAAAGUCGGAAGACGAGAUCGACGACUCGAUGCUCCAACUCGGUUUGCUCGCGUACCCAGUCCUACAAGCCGCCGACAUCCUGCUCUACAGGACCACGCACGUUCCCGUCGGACACGACCAGUCUCAGCACCUUGAGCUGUGUCGCGACAUCGCGCAGGUGUUCAACCGUGCCUACCCGGGUCGACGAAGAGACGGCAAGGGGAAGGGCAAGGGACCGUUCCGGAUGCCCGAGGUCAUGCUCACCACGCACCCUCGCAUCCAGUCUCUGCGGAACCCGCUGCAGAAGAUGUCCAAGUCUGCACCGUCCGAAGCCUCGAAGAUCUACCUCACCGACUCUCCCGAGACGAUCCACUCGAAGAUCAAGACUGCCGUGACCGACUCGAUCCAGGGCGUGACGUGGGACCCGGAGAACCGGCCAGGAAUCGCGACGCUCCUCCAGAUCUACGAGGGGUACUCGGGCGAGCCCGUCGAGGAGAUUGCGAAGCGGUACACGGGCCAGCGGGGGAUCAUGGAGAUGAAGGCAGACUUAGGGGAGUGUGUGAGUGAGGGGCUGCGCGGGUUCAGGGAGGAGUUUGCGAGGAUCAGGACGGAGGAGGCGUUUCUGAGGGAGAAGGAGCGCGAGGGGGCGGACAAGGCGCGGGCGACGGCGGCGCGGACGAUGGAGGAUGUCCGCGCGGCGAUUGGGCUCGACUAG